Armigeres subalbatus is the source of this 3552-nucleotide messenger RNA. RefSeq lists its product as uncharacterized. Bases 1 to 3552 code for a protein of 1183 amino acids. Lineage: Eukaryota; Metazoa; Arthropoda; Insecta; Diptera; Culicidae. The record is from RefSeq and is a predicted model, not a curated record. The transcript is spliced from 2 exons.
AUGCUAGAAAAGGCGGGAGAACAAACGGCAAGCUGGAGUACUUUGCUGGUGUUUAUGCUCAGUUCUCGUCUGGAUCCUGUAACUCUCCGCCAUUGGGAGACCCACCGGAAAUCGACGCUGGUUCCUAGCUACACCGAUCUCGUGAAUUUUCUGCGCAAUCAUAGUCUCGUCCUGCAAUCCCUUGACGCUUCCAAAGGCCGAUCAUUCGAUUCCUCUCGCUUAUCCACACACCGCUUCCCCUCACACCCAGCUAAGCCGAACCUAGUGCAUUCAGCCGUUACCGCUCAGAAAUCAUGCCCCUUCUGUAAACAGUUAGCCCACUCACCAUAUCAAUGCGAAGUGUUUCGUAAAAUGACUCCCAUUCAACGAUUUGAAGCCACAAAGAAAAACGCUCUCUGUAUCAACUGCUUGUCACCUUCGCAUCUCGUCAAGGCCUGUACGAGUGGUACUUGUCGCGUCUGCCAGCAAAGACACCAUACGAUGCUGCAUCAAAGACCCAUCGUCCCAAACAGCCAAUCGGUUCCACCCACCAAACCAACCGAUCCACAGACUUCGUCUUCGUACACUCCGAACAAUCGUCAGCAGUCUGCUUCGUCGAGCAAACAGUCAUUGCAACCGGAAAGCCAAACCCAAGCCACCGCGGUCCCUGCCCCACAAACCAGCCACUUUUCGAUGCCCUUCACCGAUGCCGAGCAUAUCGUUCCUGCUACCGUUCUACUGUCGACAGCUCUGGUGAAAGUAUAUUCUUCAUCUGGCUCCUCGUUGUGGGCCCGCGCAUUGUUGGAUUCCGGAUCGCAGCUCAAUUUCGUUUCGGAACAUAUUGUUCAAAAUCUGAAGCUUCAUCGGUCUAAGGAAUUCGUCCCAAUUAGCGGUGUAGGCCUCUCAUCUACUUCCUCCAAAUACACAACCAUCAUACGCAUUCAGUCUCACUGUGCUGAUUUCGAGGACAAUUGGAAGUUCCAUGUACUUCCAAAGUUGACAUUGGAAUUGCCAAAUCAAGCUGUUGAUGUUUGCCGAUCGAGAUGGCCGUCAGACGUCGUAUUAGCAGAUCCCACAUUUGAUCAACCUGGCAGAAUCGAUCUGAUUCUCGGCGUUGGAAUUUUCUAUGACCUUCUACGAGAUGGUCAAAUUAAGAAUAGAAGCGGAGAUCCUGUGUUGCAGAAUACUGCCUUAGGAUGGGUAGUAUCCGGAAAGGUUCAAGCAAAGGUGCCUUCUGCCUCGGUUUCGAAUUUUGCACAUGUUGCACCUAGCCCAACGAUUGAAGAUCAACUAUCACGGUUCUGGGAAAUUGAAUCGUGCCGCACGCUUAGCACUCACUCCGUAGAAGAAGCUGAAUGUGAGAAGUUUUUCGAAAAAACAGUCGAAAGGGAUCAGUCUGGUCGUUUCAUCGUCGCUCUACCGACGAAGUCGUCGGUGAUUUCCAUGCUUGGGAGUUCUAAAGAUAUUGCAGAUCGUCGUUUCUACUCGCUUGAGCGUCGGUUGAACGCUACUCCUGCGCUAAAGGAAGCAUACACUGCUUUCAUACACGAGUACGUGCAGCUCGGACAUAUGCAGCCUAUAUCGGAUGCGGAAACCCAUACACUUCCAUCGUACUAUCUGCCUCACCACUGCAUCGUCAGACCUGACAGUAUCACCACGAAAUUACGUGUGGUUUUCGAUGCGUCAUGCUCAAGCGACAGCGGUGUCUCACUCAACGACGCGCUUCUGGUUGGUCCUGUCAUCCAAGAUGAUUUGCUGUCUAUCGUUCUGAGAUUCCGGAUGCCGCAGUUUGCAAUCAUCGCCGACAUUGAAAAAAUGUACCGGCAAAUCAGGGUGAGGAAGUGUGAUCAUCCAUUACAACGGAUUCGAUGGAGAGAUUCCGCAACCCAACCGCUGCAAACGUUUCAACUUACAACGGUUACGUACGGAACAUCUUCGGCUCCGUACCUCGCGACUAAAUGUCUUCAGAAAUUAGCUGAAGAUGGGUCCGAUAGUCAUCCAGAGGCAGCAAUGGUUCUUGGGCGUGACUUUUAUAUGGAUGACAUGCUUACUGGAACAGAUAGCAUCGAAGAAGUGACCAAGCAGAUAGUACUUUCGGAUAUCGCCCGCCUGUUUGAUCCAUUGGGUCUAGCUGGGCCAGUGCUGGUACAAGCAAAGUUGUUUCUCCAAGAUCUAUGGCGAGAUGGCUGUGAUUGGAAGGAACCGCUAAACGAAAAUCGUCAACAUCAGUGGCUGGAACUUCGGGAUAGCUUUCAGCACUUGGCGGCCCUCAGAAUCCCUCGAUGGGUCGUUGCAACUACCGGAGUCGUGAGUUUAGAAGUCCAUGGAUUCUCCGAUGCAUCCGAGAGAGCGUACGGGGCCUGUAUAUACCUCCGUGCUGUGUCGUCGACAGGCAGCAUCCAUGUCAACCUGCUUACCGCUAAAUCAAAAAUAGCACCAAAUGGCAAAAGCAAAAGGGCAGGAGUCGUUAGUCUUCCACGUUUGGAACUGUGUGGAGCCCUGUUAUUAAGCCACUUAUUCGAGAAGGUCGAGUUCAGUCUGAAACUUAAGGCCCAGAACUUCUUCUGGACGGAUUCGGAAAUCACGCUUUACCAAAUUACAGCCAGUCCCUCACGUUGGAAAACGUUUGUCGCAAACAGAAGUUCCGAAAUCCAGCGUAUCACGGCGGAUGGCAUGUGGUCGCAUGUUCCUGGCUCGGAAAACCCGGCAGACAUAAUCUCCCGAGGAAUGUGUCCAGAACAGCUGCAAAACUGCACAGGCUGGUGGCAUGGACCAGAUUGGUUAUCGCAACCAUCACGCUUUUGGCCGCCACUGGGGCGGCCGACAAACCGAAUCUUCAGUCCCGAAGAGCUUGAAGAACGAACGGUUUCGCUUCCUGUGCAAAUACAAUCACCAAACGAGUUAUUUUUGUUGUAUUCCACAUACUUUAAGCUCGUUCGAACCGUAGCUUGGAUACAAAGAUUUGCCCACAACGCAAGAACCAAAGAUAAAGUAAACCAUCGUAAUGGAUUUCUCUCGACCGCGGAAAUCAAGGAUGCUACCCUGCUACUCGUCAAACUCGCUCAACAGGAACACUUCGCCCAAGACUUGGCGGAAAUCUCUCGAAAUGGACAAGUUAAGUCAAAUUCUCGCUUGAAGUCGCUGUUCCCAAUACUCGUAAAUGGUGUGAUCCGUGUAGGUGGCCGGUUACGCCACGCCCCUGUUCCGUACGAUCAACGUCACCCUAUGAUUCUGCCGGACAAGCAUCGUCUCACAGAAAUGGUAAUGGUGUACUACCACCGGAAACUCCUACACGCCGGACCGCAGCUUCUGGCAGCUGUUGUACGGGAACGGUUUUGGCCGCUUCGUAUACGGAAUCUCUCUCGUCGAGUAGUUCACGCACAUACCAAAUGUUUCCAGUGCAAACCCCAGGUCUUAGAGCAGCUAAUGGAAGAACUAUCGGUAGAACGUGUUACACUACACCCAACUUCCCUUCCGCUCAUACUGUGGACUAUUGUGGUCCAUCUGCAUAUCGUCCAACUCGCCGUGCUACUGCCAUCAAGUGCUAUGUCUCUGUGUUUGUCUACCUCGUAA